AACAUUAUCAUAUUACACAAUAUAGUUCAACUUAAGCAAGUAAUUAAUAAAGUUUGAAGAAUUUCUCUAAUUAAAUUUGUUUAUUUCUUCUCUUUAAUUAACAAGUUUUUGGUUUUGAGAAGGCCUGUUCUUUUGCUCUUCUGUUUGCUCUCUGCAUUUGUGUAUUUGCGGAAGUAGCAGAAUUGCAUAAGCAGGAAAAGGCCUAGCUUAAUUACUUCAUCACAAGAAGUAAUUAAUAGAGAUUAUUCAGAGUAAUCACUUGCUUAUUAAUUAGUCUCCAUAUCUAUUAGUCGUAAUGGCGGAUUUAUCCAAAGGUAACGAGGACAAAAGUGUUACGAAGACGAGUAGCUUCAAGAUCUUUGGGAAAAGCCCAGCACGUACCUUGUCUUCCAAGAAAAGUGCAAAUCCAUUAAUGAAGAUGUUCUCCCGCAGCAGGAAGUUAGAUAAGAAAACUGAUGGAUCGGAGUAUGCUGAUGAAAGCGACCCAAGUAACACUAUUGAAGCAGAUACUGAGGUGAUCGGAGAGACAGCUCCGGCAACUCUCCUAGAAAAACUCACAGAAGAUGCUCCAAAGUUUAUUGAAGAAGUGGUUAGUACUUAUGCUAAUAAGACAGAGAAUCUGGCUUCAGAGUUGACAAAGGCUAUUCCAGUUGCCGAAUCCAAAGAGUCUACUCCAGCAGCUGAAGAGAAGAAGAAGCCAGAGUUCUUUAGCAAAAUAAAGAAUGGAGCUGAAAAGGCCAAGGAAGAGCUACAAAGUAAAGCCAAGGAAGAGCUAAAGAAGGUAGAAGGCGGUCUUACGGAAGCAUACAAAGCAUUCACAUCAACAUACAACAAGGCCACAACAAUUGAGCAACAACCUAUAGAUGACAAGAAACUCCAAGAUGUUAAAGAGGUCAAAACCGAUGAAGCGGCGAACGUGCCUGUGCCAUUGUCAAGUCCAACUCCAACAGGGCUAGACCAUCAAGAUGAUAAUGUUGUGGCUGCUACCAGAGCGGCUGAGCCAACUAAAACGGAGGCAACGACAACGACGACGACAACGGAGGCAGCUAGUCAGCCAGGAGAUAACCCUGAGAAUAAGCAAGAGGUAAAUUGUUUCACUUAUUUGGCAGAAGAGCUACAAAAGGUGUGUGCAACAUGGAACAACAACAACAAGAAAGAAGAAUAGUGUUUAUAUUUUAAUUCUUUUUGCAUGGAUAUAUGUAAAUGUAUCCAAUGGUGUAUAAUUGGGUUUUAAUUUUAAUUUGCAAUUUUAAAUUUGUAUUGAAUUGGUUAAUUACAAGGUUGCAUGUAUAACCUUGUUGGGUGUGGAAUGAUUGCAAGGAUACUUUGUGAAUAUCAUAAUAUUAAUUGAUCCUUUUGUUAUAUUUUCGUGCAUGUAAUUGUACGUAAAGAAGAAAUUUCAUAGUUAUCGAUGUAUUUAUAA
This is a messenger RNA of Chenopodium quinoa (quinoa), 1423 nucleotides long. RefSeq lists its product as uncharacterized. The coding region runs from base 296 to 1165 and encodes 289 amino acids. Lineage: Eukaryota; Viridiplantae; Streptophyta; Magnoliopsida; Caryophyllales; Amaranthaceae. The record is from RefSeq and is a predicted model, not a curated record. The transcript is spliced from 5 exons.